This is a messenger RNA of Lithohypha guttulata, 912 nucleotides long. RefSeq names its product Meiotically up-regulated protein 86 protein (gene mug86). Gene Ontology annotation, molecular function: acetate transmembrane transporter activity. The coding region runs from base 1 to 912 and encodes 303 amino acids. The transcript has 5 exons. The record is from RefSeq and is a predicted model, not a curated record. Lineage: Eukaryota; Fungi; Ascomycota; Eurotiomycetes; Chaetothyriales; Trichomeriaceae. Gene Ontology annotation, cellular component: plasma membrane.
AUGUCGACCAACCAAGCUCACAACCAGGUCGAGAACCCGGCAUCUGCAGCUGCUAAUGGCGGCACUCAAUCUCAUGACUUCGAGAAGAUCACACAAGGCAUGAGCCAUGAAGAAAAACAGAAAGCUAUACAUGCGAGUCGAUUUGGCUAUGGACCUCUGGCUCAUAUGAGGACCAACGACAGCGGUAGUGGUGGCCUUCUCCCUGCUUUCGGAGGAGAGUUCCAACCUGGUCUAUACAAGGGUGUUGAAAACAGGAAAUUCGCCAACCCAGCACCUUUGGGCCUCAGUGCUUUCGCAUUAACAACUUUCGUCUUGAGUUGUAUCAACGUGGGCGCUCGCGACAUUGCGGAGCCCAAUAUCGUUGUCGCCCUGGCCUUCGGUUAUGGUGGUCUCGUGCAACUCCUUGCCGGAAUGUGGGAAAUGGCUGUGGGAAACACUUUCGGUGCUACUGCUCUCUCCUCAUACGGCGGAUUCUGGCUGGCAUUUGCUAUCGUCCUCACUCCUGGUGGAUUCAACAUUGUUUCCACACUGGAAGAGACAGACAACGGCGCACCUACGCAAUUCCACAACUCCUUUUCACUUUUCCUUUGGGGCUGGUUCAUUUUCACAACUGUCUUACUUCUAUGCACAUUGAAGUCUACAGUCGCAUUCUUCUUACUCUUCUUCACGCUUGACAUGGCUUUCCUCUUGCUGGCCAUCGGAUACAUGAACGAAACUGCUGAGCUCCAACCAAACCCAUCGUGUAUCAAAGCUGGUGGUGGCUUCGGUCUUGCGGCGGCAUUCAUUGCAUGGUACAAUGCUUUGGCAGGUAUUGCCGACACAUCUAACAGCUUCUUCAUCAUUCCUGUGGCCCAUUUCCCUUGGUCAGAGACCGGCAAGCAGAAGAGAGGCAAGCCAAGCCAUCUUGAUUAG